GGGAAUUCUUGGGUUGUGCCAAGCCGGUUAUAAAGUGAAAUCAGAACUUUUUAUCGGUCAGAAUCAGCUCUCAGCCUGUUCUAAUUGUUCUUUUUCCUGCUCCAGGCUGAUAAUUCCAAUGGUGUGGUUUUGCUGUAAUUGCUUCAGGCUUCUCCAGAUGGAAGAGGCAGGGAAUUGCUGUGAAUUCCUUCCCGUUGGACAGGUCCAGGAGCACUGGAGUUGCUCAGGAACGCUGUGAAUUGUUUUAAUGGCCAGAUCUGUGUUCUGCUCCUGCUUCCCAGCUUUUACUGACCCUUCCAAAAGCCAUCCCAAAAAUAAAACCUGGAUGGAAAGAAAGGGGAGAAGGCAUUUAAUGUGCUGGAAUAAAUAGAGAAAUUAACUUCUAGACAGCUGUGAACUAUGACAUAAAUAGCAUUUUAACAAUGCUGCUUAACAUCCACGAUCAUUAAAUAGAAAUUCCCACAUUUUCAGGGAUCCGUAGGGUAUGGGUCUUGUUUGUUUGUUUUCAGUGACUCUAAGGAAUGUAAAGACAAUAUUUUACCUGGAAAUGGAGUUUUAAAGCUGAAGUCAAGAGGUAGAAAUGAAAAAUACAGCUACUUGAGGUUUUAGGCACUUUGAUUCACCUCUCCAGUGAGAAAACGUCAUCUUUAAAAGACUUGAAAUUUUAAAAACUUCAAACUCGCAUGGCAGCGCAAACGCACGACGACUCAUUCCUUUGUGGACUGAAGGAUUUCACCUCCUCUUGGCCUUUUCCAUGAUUAUUUCCAAACCCUGCUCCAUUCCCAGGGAUCUUCAUCGGGAAGGGGUGUGAAUAGAAGACACACGUGCAGCCCUGUGUGUGGAAUUCCAGCUCUUGGAAGAGACCAAGGCUUUUGGUGGAGUCAUAAAUUUCUCUCCCAACCAACCCAAAAGGAGUUUGGGGCCUUCUCUGAUUCCUUGGAAUUCACCAGGAAAAGCAGAGGGCUUUGAAGCUGCCAGGCAGUGAGGACUUCCCAGUAAUUAAAUUCUCCAGGAUCCGUGGGAAGAUGGGGCUGCCGCACUCCUGCGACGCAGCGUGGCGGAUGAAAGGAUGUGUGAGCUGCACUCCGUCCGAGCAGCGACGCCUCCUGUGAGACAUGGAUAGAUGCAAGCAUGUGGGGCGGCUACGACUCGCCCAGGACCACUCGAUCCUGAACCCCCAGAAGUGGCAGUGUGUGGACUGCCACACCACUGAGUCUCUCUGGGCCUGCCUCAAGUGCUCGCAUGUGGCCUGUGGCCGCUACAUCGAGGAGCACGCCCUGAGGCACUUCCAGGAGACACGGCACCCCUUGGCCAUGGAAGUGCAUGACCUCUACGUCUUCUGUUACCUCUGCCAGGAUUACGUCCUCAAUGACAACCCUGAGGGCGACCUGAAGCUGCUGAGGAGCUCACUGUUGGCCAUCAAGGGGCAGAGGAGCGGGAGGACACGGCGCUCUGUGGUGCUGGCGAAGGACACCUGGAGGAGGAGGAGCCCUCAGGGCCAGUCCCAGAUGCUGGUGGCUCUGUGGCACCGGCGCCAGGCCCUGCUGGCGAGGGCUCUGCGCACCUGGUUCCACAAGAGCUCCCGGGGACAGCUGAAAUUGAAGGAGAAAAAACAGAUGCAGGAGCUGGAGAAGAAGAAGGAGGCGGCUCGGCAGCGGCGGCAGGAGAUGAAGAGGCAGUUCCUGGAGGAGCUGGCCAACACUCCCCCGAGGAAAAGCGCCAGGCUGCUGUCCCAUGUGCACAGGGAGAGCUUGAUCCCAAGGAAAUUCAGGGAGGUGGCCACAGCUUCCCCUACCUCAGGGCAGGUGCAGAGCAGCAGAUUCAAGCAGUUCUACUCCAUCCGCCGCCAGCCCCUGAUGACGCCUGGGGUGACAGGGCUGAGGAACCUGGGCAACACUUGUUACAUGAACUCCAUCCUGCAGGUGCUUAGCCACCUCCAGAAGUUCCGAGAAUGUUUCUUGACGCUUGAUCUCUGUGAAACGGAAGAGCUUUUAGCUAAAACUGUCAACGGGAGGGCCAGGAUGCCUGGCAGACUGGCAAAUGGGGCUGCUGCCAAUGAGCCAGGGAAACCUGACGAGGUGGGACUGUCCGGCACGCAGAGCUCUCCAGCCAGCUUGAACGGGGGCUCCUCCAUCAGCCGGAGUUUGGAGCUGAUCCAGCCCAAGGAGCCCAGCUCAAAACACAUUUCCCUCUGCCAUGAGCUGCACACCCUGUUCAGGGUGAUGUGGUCCGGCAAGUGGGCCCUGGUGUCCCCGUUUGCCAUGCUGCACUCCGUGUGGAGCCUGAUCCCGGCCUUCCGUGGCUACGACCAGCAGGACGCUCAGGAAUUCCUCUGUGAGCUCCUGGACAAGGUCCAGCAGGAGCUGGAGUCUGAGGGGACCAAGCGCAGGAUCCUCAUCCCAUUCUCACAGAGGAAGCUCACCAAGCAGGUCCUCAAGGUGGUCAACACCAUUUUCCAUGGGCAGUUGCUCAGUCAGGUCACCUGCAGGACGUGCAACUAUAAAUCCAACACCGUGGAGCCCUUCUGGGACCUCUCCCUGGAAUUCCCGGAGCGUUACCACUCCGUGGAGAAGGGGAUUGUGCCUGUGACCCAGGCUGAGUGCAUGCUCACCGAGAUGUUGGCCAAAUUCACCGAGACAGAAGCCCUGGAGGGGAGGAUCUAUGCCUGUGACCAGUGCAACAGCAAACGGCGAAAAUCUUCUCCCAAACCUCUUGUUCUGAGUGAAGCUAAAAAGCAGUUGCUGAUCUACAGACUACCUCAGGUCCUUCGGCUGCACCUUAAACGCUUCAGGUGGUCUGAGCGCAAUCACCGCGAGAAGAUCGGGGUCCGUGUUCUCUUUGAGCAGGUAUUAAACAUGGAACCUUACUGCUGCCUGGACUCUCUGCCCUCCCUUGCCACAGAGACCUUUGUCUAUGACCUCUCAGCUGUGGUGAUGCAUCACGGGAAGGGCUUUGGCUCAGGACACUGCACAGCCUAUUGCUGCAACACGGAGGGAGGUUUUUGGGUGCACUGCAAUGACUCCAAACGGAAUGUGUGUAGUGUGGAGGAGGUGUGCAAGACCCAGGCCUACAUCCUCUUCUACACUCAGAGAACGCUGCAGGACAAAGCAGGAAUCCCAGAAAAACAACUCCAAGCUCAGGUUUUUGCCACCCAAAACCAGUGACAAGGACACAAGACUGACAUUGCCAUGAGGGGACAUUCCCAGCUUCUUUUGGGGAACUUUUGGUGUUCAUCUUCCCCUUCUUUGCAGGGAAAACUGCAGGAAUGGGAUCAGGGCAGGAAGGGGAUCAGGGUAGGGACGGGAUCAGGGCAGAGAUCAGGGUAGGGACGGGAUCAGGGCAGAGAUCAGGGCAGGAAAGGGAUCGGGGCAUGGAUCAUGGCAGGGACGGGAUCACAGCAGGGAUGGGAUCAGGGCAAGAUAUUUGGAAAACCUUCUGGAGCUGGGCAGUUCCGAUUUGGGGCAGAAUCUUGGGGUUUGAGUGUCUUUUCAGCUCAAAAAAAAAAUGAAACUAUAAAGUUUGAUGCUGUUCAUUCAUCCCCUAUCAAAGAGGAAUGAGCCCAAGCUGGCAAUGGGAGAAUCCAGCUGGAUCAACACCCUUCAAUCCCUAAAAAUCCUGAUCCAGCUCCAGCUCCAAGAGGAACAGGUACAGUACCCUUGAGUGGUCUGGUAAAUCCCAGGGAAACUCCCAGAGCUGUUCCUGCUGGAAAAAAAUGUUUAAAUUCUUCUCAGUUCCUCCUCUGCUGCCCCAAUAGCAAUUUCUGCGCCCUGGGUGAAGCUUUGCCAGCAGCUCUGUGUGGCUGUGGCACUGCGGCUGUGCCACAUUCCAGGAUUUGCUCAGGGCUGAUCUAGCUGGCAGCUCAAUUCCCUCAGAAGCGGGAUUUUCAUGGAGUUCUGCUGUGGAGAAAAUGGGUCGUAGCCCUCGAAAAGUUGGGUUUGACACACCAAAAAUGGGUUUUAAACCCCCCCCCGAAAUGGGUUUUAACCUCCAUAAAUGUGUUUAAGCACAGAAAAAAUGUGUUCUACCACACAAAAAAUGUAGUUUAACCCCCAGAAAUGGGUUUUAACACACAAAGUGUUUGAACCCCCAAAAAUGGGGUUUAACACACAAAAAAUGCAUUUGAACUCCCAGGAAUGUCCCUGAGUGCCACAUCUGGCAGCCAACCCAAAACCCGUGCUGCAGGUUUCUGCAGGCAUCACCUGGGAUUGGGAACAGUUUCCAAGAGCUGUGGCAGCAGAAGUUGGAGCUGGGGAGGCAAAUUCUCUUUUUGGACAAAUGUAGCUGCAUUUCCUCAGGGGAAUGGGGGUUUUGGGUGAAAGAUCCGCGAGAAAUGUCAUUUCUUGAGGUUGGCACAGGGGUGGUGCCAGCCUCGGAGGUCUUUGUUCCUGCAGGGCCACCCAAGGGGAGGCAUGUGAAAUCCCAGAUUCCACGUGGAGUUGGAAAAGCUCCAAACCCACAAAGUCUGGAUCUGGAAUCAGAUGGAUUUUGGAAUUCUGUGGGAAAACAGAGCCUUAGCUGGACUAGUUACAGUCACUUUUCAGCCUACAGUUGCACCUCAGGUGUGUUUUUUUGUAAUUUUGGGGCUUGGCUGUUCACGUUUCACAUUUAAAUCUGAAUAUUAGACCUGCUGUCUGUUCAUCUGGGUUAUUUUCUUAAAAAUAAUGGGAAAUAUGAAGGGGGUUUUUUGUUUGUUUGUUUGUUUUUGUGUUUAAUUCAGUUUUCAGAUGGGGAAGUUUUCCAAGUGUUUCUCCUCCUCUCUUUUUGCUCCCUUUGUUUCAUCAGGUAAACACAACCUGCCAACAUUUGUUAUUGUGGGGGGUGGGGGGAAGCUCCCAAAUCCCACUUUUUCUUGGGAAUUUUAACCUCCUGUCCUUGGGCAAAAGUGAGCACAGCAAGCAAAAAAACUUGGAUUGUGUCAUAGAAAAAUUCCCAUUUCCCAUAUUCUGCUCAAGAUGUUGCUUUCUGAGCCUAAAAGAAAUGUCCUUUUGAACAAUUAAAUAUAGUUUUGGGGUCAUA
This is a messenger RNA of Hirundo rustica (Barn swallow), 5016 nucleotides long. RefSeq names its product ubiquitin specific peptidase 49 (gene USP49). The coding region runs from base 1116 to 3164 and encodes 682 amino acids. The transcript has 7 exons. Gene Ontology annotation, cellular component: cytoplasm. Gene Ontology annotation, molecular function: zinc ion binding; cysteine-type deubiquitinase activity. The record is from RefSeq and is a predicted model, not a curated record. Lineage: Eukaryota; Metazoa; Chordata; Aves; Passeriformes; Hirundinidae. Gene Ontology annotation, biological process: protein deubiquitination.